AACUAAAUAGUAUAUAAAUUAUUAGGAGUUUGAAGUGUUUGAACAUUGACCACAUCCAAAUUAAAUAAUUCUAAACUUUAAAUUUACUAUUUAGGUGGUUGUCUUUAAGAAUAUUUUAACACAUUUUUCUUAGUUUUCAAAUUUGCUUUAGCAUUAAUAGUAUUUCUUCAAACAAAUAAAAAUGGAAGAACUUAAAAAAAUUCCUCCAAUGGAACAACGUCAAUUAGUUACAUAUAUUAAUCAUUUUAUCACGUCUACUGUAACAUUCUUAAACAAUUUCAUGACACACUGUGAAGCAAAAAUGAUGAAAUCCGAACAACGCUUACAAAAAAUUUCAGCAUCUCUGUGUAUAUUAGAAACUAAGUUAAAUUCUAUUCCUGAACUUCGAGAACUCCAGGCACCUCAAAUUCAAACAAGUGAACCUCCUGGACGUCAAUUAAAAGAUAAUUCACUUAAUACUGAAGUAUCCAAUGAACAUAAUAAAGCUGAGGCAACCAAUGAACUUAUUAAAACCGAAACAACUGACAAACACAGUAAAACUGAAGAAAAUAUAUCAGAACCAACUGUUAUUGAGACUACUAAUGAGCCUACUGUGGAUCCAACUAUAUUAAAAUAUCGUAAAAUGAUCCAAUUUGGUGUACCUAGAGGUGCUGUUGAAUUAAAAAUGGUCAAUGAAGGAUUAGAUCCCAAACUAUUGUGAUAAAUUAAGUAUUUAUGUAUCUAUUAUUAUUUAUAAAUUUAUAAUUUCUUGUGUAAUGGUUUAUAAAACAAAGCAUUAAGAAAAUCAUUUUAUUUUUUUACAUAAACAUUGUAUAUUUAUAUUGUUACCACAUAAUGAAUUUAAUUGUAUAAGAACCAUUUUUAGUACCAUAUUUAAAAAAGAAAACUAGAAAACCUGUAUGGUGUUGCUAUACCAUUGUUAUGUUAUCAAAAGUUUUUCUAUACACAAUAAUAAUAUUAAUAACAUAUUUAUAUUUUUGUUCUUAGGAAACAUUACCCUUUGACAUACCUGCAAUGUCUCCAUAAAUAUGCCUCUGUGAUAAAAUAAUAAAUAAUUAUUCUAUAAGACUUAUAUAAUGAUAAAUUGUUAUAAAAAAAAAAAAAUUAUUGUUAUGUUUAACUUGUAUUAUAUUUAAAAUAUAAUUAUACAUUUUUUACUGAA
This is a messenger RNA of Aphis gossypii (cotton aphid), 1162 nucleotides long. It is a transcript of the gene CCDC53, whose product is annotated as WASH complex subunit 3. Gene Ontology annotation, biological process: actin filament polymerization; exocytosis. The transcript has 3 exons. NCBI's taxonomy places the organism in Eukaryota, Metazoa, Arthropoda, Insecta, Hemiptera, Aphididae. Gene Ontology annotation, cellular component: WASH complex. The record is from RefSeq and is a predicted model, not a curated record. The coding region runs from base 182 to 700 and encodes 172 amino acids.